Messenger RNA from Dendronephthya gigantea, 1175 nucleotides. Its product is annotated as protein Asterix-like. Gene Ontology annotation, biological process: protein insertion into ER membrane. Gene Ontology annotation, cellular component: endoplasmic reticulum membrane. The record is from RefSeq and is a predicted model, not a curated record. Gene Ontology annotation, molecular function: protein folding chaperone. The coding region runs from base 21 to 356 and encodes 111 amino acids. The transcript has 3 exons. NCBI's taxonomy places the organism in Eukaryota, Metazoa, Cnidaria, Anthozoa, Malacalcyonacea, Nephtheidae.
UUUGAUUGAAAAAAUUCAAGAUGUCGUCUCGUAUGAGUGCAGGAACAAAUCUCUCUUCAAACCAAGACCCGCGUCGGGAAAACAGAGUAUAUCGAUAUAUUCCAGUUACAAAUAAACCAAAUCAAGACCCUUUACCUGAUUAUGUCAGUUUGCUGGGAAUGAUAUUUAGUAUGCUUGGUUUAAUGAUGAGAAUGAAAUGGGCUGCUUGGGCUGCAGUGUAUUGUGCUUUCAUAAGCUUUGCUAAUUCCAAAGCAUCAGAAGAUACAAAGCAAAUGUUUAGCAGCUUCCUUUUAUCAGUCUCAGCUGUUGUGAUGUCAUAUCUACAAAAUCCUCAGCCUAUGACUACACCAUGGUGAAAUAUUUUAUCAAUGAUAUUUAAAGAAUUCAGAAAUCAAUCAGUGUUUUUAUACUUAUGUAUUUCCCAACUUCCUGUCUUCCUAUACCAAGAAAUGAAAAUAUCUGUGCUCCGGAGAUAUGAGAGACUUAACUUAUCAAGGACUUUCUGUUUGGACCUAAAGUUUUUAUCUAUUUAUUUGGGCGUAUGGCAGAUUAGAAACUUUCCAAUGUGUGCCAUAUAAAAGUCUGCCUUAUAUUGAAGAAUGACAUUAAACAAUAUCAUAAAUUAACAGGAGUUGAAUUCACUGUUUUCAGCAUGAUGCAUGAAUCUGUGGUCAGACAUACACAACAGCAAAUGCACUAAUAUCAAUUUAACAAGUUUUGGAACUUAUUCAGUGGCACAGCCCACCUGAGGAAAUAUCUAGUCCUACCAGGAAAUGGAUUUUAGUCAAUAUAAUGGUAUAUAUCAAGUAUAAAUGAUAUUAAGUAGUCAGGCAAGUUUUGCUAUUGACUGGAACCAUGCACUGAUUGCCAAUAAGAAACAUAAGCACAGAAAAAAUUAUUGGAACACAGGCACCAAUUUUAGCUCAUGCUAAUAAUAAAUUGAUUGCAGUGCAAAAUGAGUUUUCUUUCAAAAACAAAAGUGCAGUUCUGAUUGGCUGUCCAUUUACCUGACUUUCACACAAUAAAAAAUGUCUGGAACCAUAUCUUGGACUAACUUUACGGUACACAUAAUGGAUCUUCACAACAACGCGAAACUGACUGGAACAUUUACUAAAUUCAACAUUCUAAUAUGUACAAAUAAUAAGAACUUUGCAAUAGAAAUAUAUAUGUGCAGU